AUGAAAUUAAAGAACAGAAACUCAACCUCUGUAGAUAAAUUGUAAAGUCUAAAACAAUAGCAAGACAACAUCAUCUAAUCUCUUAAUGAAUUGAAUGAAAAAAACUAAUCCAUCAUUAAAGACUACAUGAACAAAUAGUAAUAAUUAACAGAUUAAUUAUAAAAACAACAUCAACUAAUUACUAUCCAAGAACUAAAGUUAGCAUUGUAAAAUAAUAUUUGGACAUAAAAAGUUGGGUUCUUUUUGAAUCCAUUGUCUUAAUAAAAUGGAUAGAAGAUAACAAUCUAAUAAUAAUAAAUCUUAUUAAAGCAUUCAGAAACUAAGUUAAUCUUGAUAGAGAGAAUCUUCUAAACAGAACUUAAAAUUAUUCAAUUCUAAGAGUAAAAGAAAAUGAUCCAAAAUGAUAUUGAAGGAAGAAUCUUAUAAAUGGAUACACUCCUUAUAGAAUAUGAGGAAUUGGAAUAGAUUAUAGAUUCAUAGUAAAAUAAAUCCUAAUGCAAUAAUGUCAAAACCAUUUUUGAAAUUAACAAGACUUUGAGUCAACUUAAACACAACUAUAUAUAAUUAGCUAAUUAACGAUAAGAAAAAGAAAUACUGUAAAAUGAUAUAUAAAAAAUUAUUAACAAUCUAGAGACUCAAACUAAAUCUUUUUAAAUUGAGAAACAAAUGAAAGGUUUAUAAUCUUCUUGGUUCAAUGUAGAUUAGCUUUUCAAUUUAAUUAUAUCCAAAGCAAAAGCAGAGUAAUAACUGGAUUUAUUUAACAAUAUAGUAUUACUAAUAAAUGAGAGAAUUGUUUAAGGACUCAAAUCUAAAGCAAAUUAGAAUGAUAUCAUUGAAAAUAUUCUAUAAAUAGAAAAUGAUAAUAACUUUAGAGUAUUCAAUAGUGCCAUAUUUGGAGAAUACUUGGAUUAGGCCUAAAUAACAGAGUAUUCUUAAUUUCUGAUAAUUGAAUUGCCAAAGAGAAUCUGUAAAUUCAAAAUAGAGUCUAAACUUAAAUAGCAUAAGUACAAAAAUAAUAAAUUAAGAAUAGAACAUAACUUGUAGAUGUACAGAGACAAAUUCACCAAAUAAUGUAUGAACAAUCAAUGAUAUAAACCCAAUAUAAUCGACUUGAAUCAAAUCUACCUGUUCUAGAAUAGAAUUAAACUGCCUAAAAGUUAUAGUAGAUUUUAGAUAGGAUGAAUCACAUUGAAUGUUUGAAAUCUUAAAAUAAGACCCUUUUUGAAAUCACAUUUCCAGCAUAAAUCAAAUAAAUACAAGAUCAUCUAUUUUAGAUGGAAUAAUAGUUGCACUCUCAAAUAAAGGAAUUGCAAUAUUCAAUUUCUAUAGAAUAAGACUACUAUUAUAAAAUAUUUACCAAUUAAUCUCUGAAAUUACCAAUUUUAAUUCUCGAUUCAACGAUAGUUCAUAAUAACAUAGAGUAAUAAAUAGAAGAAAAUAGAAAGUAGUAUCAACAACAAUAGAUCUUGUAUAAUUAAAAUAUAGAAAAUCAUAGAUAAAAAUUGAAACAAUUGGAAGAAUAAGAAAGUAUAAAUGUAUCUAAUUAGAUAAAAUAUAAACAAGGUAUUUGAUUGAAUUGAAUGAAUCAAUUCUGAAGACUAAAAAAGAGAACAUUCCUCCUUCUGAUUCUCGAGACACAAGUGUUUAAGGGACAAUUUAAAUUGAUAUGUCUUAGGAGAGAACAACUCACAAAUACUCAGUUUUCAGAUCUAAAAAAUAGUUAUUUAUGAAUGAACCAACUGAUAGAAGUCUUUCUACAUAUAGUUUUUUGGGACAUAGAUCAUCUGAUCCAUUAUGUUCAAAAACCAAAUUAGCUUUGAAACAACAAACUAGUUUAUCAUCUUAAGCAUCUCAAAAAAAUCCAUUGUUAUCACCUCAAUCGAAUAAUCACCAUAUAUCUAUAGAACAAUCAUUAAGUUUACAUGUAUUUCUUAAUCUAAUAAUUAAUAGUCUUCUGCUAGAAGAUUUCCAGAAUAUCAAAUGGAAAAAUCUCCUCCAUCUUAAGUAAAAGGAGAAAAGAUCUUCAAAGUAUUAAAAAGAGUAUAACGACAAUAAUCCACUAAUAAUAAGAAUGGAUUUUCAGCAUUUUCAAGCAAAUUUGUUAAGUAUAAUUAGAAGAUGAAGUUUUUGGAAUUCUAUAAUUCAAACAAAAUGAUUCAUGAUUUGGGAUAAAAAGAAUCUGCUUUAUGUUUGAAACAGAUUAGAGAAGUUAAAUAAAGUUAAUAAUCGUUAGUUUUAGUGAUUUCGAAACAUCAAUCAAUAGAAUUAGUAUUUAGUAAGUAUGAGCAAUUGAAUGAGUUUAUGAAAAUGAUAACAUAGUGA
Molecule: messenger RNA, 2322 nt
Organism: Paramecium sonneborni
Lineage: Eukaryota; Ciliophora; Oligohymenophorea; Peniculida; Parameciidae
Source: the annotation of a GenBank genome assembly